This is a messenger RNA of Ustilago hordei, 3477 nucleotides long. RefSeq names its product putative translation elongation factor 2 -putative. Gene Ontology annotation, cellular component: cytosol; ribonucleoprotein complex. NCBI's taxonomy places the organism in Eukaryota, Fungi, Basidiomycota, Ustilaginomycetes, Ustilaginales, Ustilaginaceae. The record is from RefSeq and is a predicted model, not a curated record. Gene Ontology annotation, molecular function: GTP binding; GTPase activity; ribosome binding. Gene Ontology annotation, biological process: cytosolic ribosome assembly. The transcript has a single exon. The coding region runs from base 1 to 3477 and encodes 1158 amino acids.
AUGGCCUCCGAUGGCAAGCGAUUCAGCUCGCACAAUGUGCGCUGCUGCACAUUGAUAGGUCACGUUGACCACGGCAAGUCUUCCUUUGCCGACUCGCUUCUUGCCGCCAACAACAUCAUCUCGGCUCGUAUGGCCGGUCAAAUCCGAUAUCUCGACUCAAGAGAAGAUGAACAGGAACGAGGUAUUACCAUGGAAGCUUCGGCAGUAUCGCUCUCGGUCAAGAUGCGUGUUCACGAUCCAACAAAGGGAUGGGACCCAGAUAAUCUUCCACCAAUCCAAGAUUUUAUGAUCAACCUCAUCGACACCCCUGGCCACGUCGAUUUCUCUUCGGAGGUUUCCACCGCAUCAAGACUUUGUGAUGGCGCUCUGCUUAUCGUUGAUGUCGUCGAAGGCGUCUGUGCGCAGACUGUUACGGUGUUGCGACAGGCAUGGCAGGAUGGGCUCGAGCCGAUCCUCGUUCUCAACAAGGUAGAUCGACUUAUUACCGAGCUGAAGCUCUCCCCAAAUGAGGCUUACCACCAUUUGAUCCAGGUCAUCGAGCAAGUCAACGCCGUAGUAGGGUCCUUCUUUGCUUCGGCGCGUAUGGAUGAUGACGAACGAUGGCACGAGGAGCGUGAGAAGCGUAUUGCUGCACGGAAGCAAGCCAAGGACGACUCUAUCGCCGCCGCUGCUGGUGAUGAUGCAGCUGAUGACGACAACGACGACCAAAAUCGUGAAGAGCGAGACGACGAAGAUAUCUACUUCGACCCAUCAAAAGGAAAUGUCAUCUUUGCUUCCGCCAUGGACAACUGGGCCUUCCGUCUCGAACGUUUCGCCAUGCUUUACGCCAAAAAGAUGGGCAUUCAAGAAUCAAAGCUCCGCAAAGUCCUCUGGGGCGACUUCUACUUUGAUCCCAAGACAAAGCGUGUUCUCAGUCAAAAGCAGAAGGAGAGAGAAAAACGACCUCUCAAACCCAUGUUCGUCCAAUUUGUCCUCGAAAACAUCUGGUCCGUCUACGACGCUGUCAUCGAGAGCCGAGACCAGGAGAAGAUCGAGAAGAUCGUCAACUCGCUCAAUCUGAAAGUGCAUCCACGCGAUCUUAGAUCGAAAGAUCCAGCUACACUCAUCAAGGCUAUUGUCAGUCAGUGGUUGCCGCUUGCGAGCUGUGCGUUUGCUGCGAUCGUCUAUGUUAUUCCACCGACGAGUAAAGCGCAGGCAAAGAGGAUUCCGAUGAUGCUCAAUCCGGAUAUGAGUUAUUUCGACAGAGGUAAUUACAAGGCUAAGACACCGCUGGAGGAGCAUCUGAUGAAUGCCGAGAUCGGGCCUAAAUCGAAUCGAGUCGCGUAUGUCAGUAAGAUGUUUGCGGUCAAGAAGGAAGAUCUGCCUGAGGCGAAGAAGGCACCGAUGACGGCGGAGCAGAUGAGGGAGAGGGCGAAGGAGAGUAGGGAGCGUCAGGCUGCUGUCAAGGCAGCGUUGGCUGCUACUGGUGCUACGAUGGAGGGUGGCGUGGGCGAUGCGACUGGUGAAGCGAAUGGAACUAGUCUGGGAGAGGCUGAGGCGCAGCGUGCUGCACGAGUCCAACGGGAGAAUGAGGCUCAGGCGGAGAAGGAGAAAGCAGAGGAAGAGGAAGAGGAAGAUGACGGAGCCGAUGAAGUUGUGCUCGGUUUCGCACGGCUCUAUUCGGGAACACUUCGUGCAGGUCAAUGGAUGUACGCCCUCCUCCCCAAGUACAACACCUCUCUCGCUCCAUCGCAUCCAUCCAACGUCAAGCACAUCAAAGCGAUCCAACUCGAAUCCCUCUACAUGAUCAUGGGUCGCGAUCUUCUCGCUGUCAACGAAGUCCCCGCGGGCAAUGUCUUCGCUAUCCGAGGUAUGGAAGGUAAAGUUCUUCGCAAUGCUACACUUUGCUCCCCCUCCCUCAUCCAAUCCUACCCCAUCGAACGCCACCAGGAUCCGACGACGAUCGACCCAGCCCUCGCAUCAUCCACAUUCGUCAACUUGGCAGGUAUCAACAUGCUCUCCGCCCCCAUAGUGCGUGUUGCAUUGGAGCCAGUCAACCCUCAAGACAUGCCAAAGCUUAUUGAAGGACUCAAACUGCUCAAUCAGGCCGAUCCUUGCGUCGAGUCGCUUGUCCAGGAUACAGGUGAACACGUCAUUCUUACCGCUGGAGAACUGCACCUGGAACGAUGUCUGAAGGAUCUCCGAGAAAGAUUUGCCAGGUGCGAGAUUCAGGUCAGUCCUCCCCUUGUGCCUUUCCGAGAAACAUGUGUGCGUGCUCCGGAAAUGCCUCCCCCGAAAGCAGAAGGUGCGCCGAGAGGUACAAUGGACGGUAGCGUUGCCAACGGGGUUGUAUCUUACCGGGUUCGAGCUGUACCCCUGCCGAAGCCGGUGGUAGAGUUCUUGCUGGCAAACACACAGACGUUGACAAGGUUGCAGAAUCGUAGUACCGCCCAUGGAGUUGCCGAAGCGGAAGAAGAGGCGGGAUCGGUAGAUGCAGCGGGUUCACAAGCAAGUAAGACUGUUCGUGCGGAUAAGUUUUGGCAGACUCUUCAGACGGUGCUGGAGAAGUGCGGGCAGGAUAGAACGGGUGAAGAUUGGAGGGAGGUUGUGGAGAAGAUUGUCUCGUUUGGGCCUAGGAGAGUUGGUGCCAAUAUAUUGGUCGAUAGGACGGUUAGUGGACGUUCCAGUUUGAGGAAUAGAACGGAUCCGAGCCGAGCUGCUACACGUCGAUCUACAGGUAUCGCCACCCCGGCUCAUGCUAAUGCGGGAGAGGCUCAUGAGGCAAAAGAACUCUCUGAAGCCCUUCACAAGAUGUCUGUCUCCGAUGACACUUGCUCAACGUCUCGGGGUGUGAAUAUUUCUUCGCUCAACGAAAGCAUCGAUUCCGGCUUUCAAAUGGCUACCUCGGCAGGACCCUUGUGCGCAGAACCAAUGCAAGGUUUGGCGUUCUUCCUCGAAUCAAUCGCCCUCAAUGCCUCUUCCACGGCAUCAACUUCAGUCUCUUCAGUUACAGGCCCGCUGAUGUCGACAUUCCGAGAAAGCUGCAAACAGGGGUUGUUGGACUGGUCCCCUCGUUUAAUGCUAGCUAUGUACUCGUGUGAUAUUCAAGCUUCUACCGAAGUUCUUGGCAAGGUCCAUGCAGUCUUGGCUAAACGAAGAGGUAAGAUCAUCAGCGAGGAGAUGAAGGAAGGAACAAGUUUCUUCACCGUCGGCUCCCUCCUUCCCGUCGUGGAAAGUUUCGGAUUUGCGGACGAAAUCAGAAAGAGGACAUCAGGCGCAGCUAGUCCACAGUUGAUCUUCAAAGGGUUUGAAUUGUUCGAUUUGGAUCCGUUCUGGGUUCCAAGGACAGAAGAAGAGCUGGAAGAUUUGGGUGAAAAGGGUGAUAGAGAGAAUGUUGCGAAGAAGUAUAUGGAUGGUGUGAGGAAGAGGAAGGGCAUGUUCGUAACCGAGAGGAUUGUGGAGGCUGCGGAGAAGCAGAGGACUUUGAAGUCCAACUGA